This is a messenger RNA of Folsomia candida, 4678 nucleotides long. It is a transcript of the gene Nup154, whose product is annotated as nuclear pore complex protein Nup155. Lineage: Eukaryota; Metazoa; Arthropoda; Collembola; Entomobryomorpha; Isotomidae. Gene Ontology annotation, cellular component: nuclear pore; nuclear pore inner ring. The transcript is spliced from 21 exons. The record is from RefSeq and is a predicted model, not a curated record. Bases 246 to 4448 code for a protein of 1400 amino acids. Gene Ontology annotation, biological process: RNA export from nucleus; protein import into nucleus; protein localization to nuclear inner membrane. Gene Ontology annotation, molecular function: structural constituent of nuclear pore.
CCUCCACCUUUGUGCAUGUGUGUGGCUAUACCGCCGACAAUUCUACUAUUUCAUCCGCUCACAAAUUCCAAACUAGUUUUCAUAAUUUCUGAAUUUCCUCAUAAUUUUAACCUUGUCUUCAGAUGUACCCACGACCACCACAGUGUUGUUCAAGCAGUGUGUUCAUUAGUAAUUUGUAAUAUAAUAGUACUCAUUUGUUAUUUUUGGUAACGCUCAUUUUCCGUCCAUCGGAAUUAUCUAUAACAAUGCAACAACAGUACUCGUCCCCACAAAGGUUGGAGCAUACUUAUAUUCGCCAACCGCCAGGACACAUGAUGUCCUCGCCGUCUUCAGCUUCCGUCGGGAAUAUGUCGCUAUCCCCCAUGCAGAUGCAAUCCGGUGGAACGCCAGACCAAGACGUUAUUGACCAUGCUGCCAGAACGUUGGACAAGUUGAUGAAUAAAGACCUACAGUUGCCCUCACUGUAUAAAAGUCUUACACAGGUUGCUGAUCCAAAUAGUGUGAUAUCAGGAAAUCGACCUGUUAGUGGAUUCAUGGAUUAUGAUUAUCCACCUUAUCCUCAGCGGAAUGUAAUUACAGAUCAGCAAUUCACAGUAACGUACAACACACCGAUACCAAGUGACCUAAAUGAAAUGCUUAAUCAAGCUGACGUACAGUACUGCCAUAUGGGCCUUUUCCCUGAGAUAUAUAGAGCUUGGAUGACCAUUGAUAGCGAUAUUUACCUUUGGGACUUUCGUGAUGGGACUGAUUUGUCAUUUUUUGAUGGACUCAAGGAACCCAUAAUAACCAUGUCUCUUGUUCCUGUUAAACGCCAAAUUUUUCAAAAUUCCAUUAAGCACCUUUUAUGUGUAACGACUGCUUCGGAAAUCGUUAUUCUUGGAUUUAUUCUCUCUGACCACGCUUCAUCAAACUCUAGUUCUCCAGUGAUAGAAUUGGUACCUCAACCUAUAUUUGUCGUCCCGACGGAAGGGAUAACAUUCAAUGUAAUUCAUGGCACAAAAAACGGUCGUAUAUUUCUGGGAGGCAAUGAUGGAUCAAUCCACGAAAUAAAUUACAAGUCUGAGAAAGGAUGGAUGACGGAUAGGUGUUGGAAAACCAAUCUUACGCGGUCAUACCUCACAACAAUUUUUAAAUUUAUGUCGUCUUCCACUACAACCGAUCCUGUUAAGCAAAUAGUAUCUGAUGAUUCACGUAAUUUAUUGUACACUCUGAAUCAAUCUGGAUGUCUUCAAGUAUAUGACUUGGGCCAUGACGGGACUGGAUUUUCACGCUUUGGUUAUAUUACAUUUGAAGGAGUUGUAAACGAAGUGGUAAACUUGUCUAAAAAGACGUUGGAAAGUAACAUCGUCAAAAGUAUUCUGACAAUUGCACCUGUUACAACUGGAGAACUGAAUUUAAUUGUGGUGCUGGAUAACGGCACUCGAUUGUAUUUUUCAUGCUACAAUCCACCCACGGGAAACAUUCAGGCUCCAAACUAUUUCCACUUGGUGCAUGUAAGAAUGCCACCAGGUUAUUGUACCGCCACAGUUAUGCCUAAACCAAGUGUAUCCCACACAGCUUUUGCUACACCAGGUUUGCUCACUCUCGCGUCAAGAACCGCCCAAGACAAUGACAGCUUUUGGAUGAUAUCCCCUUUCAUGUAUCCAGUGAGUUGUUUGUCGGAAGUUUUCACCAUUCAAAAAUUACCAGGACAAACAUUGGAUAUCAAAUUGAUUCCUUCAUCCAACUUAUCCGGAAGCUCCGGAUUUGAACAUCUUCCCGAUGUUAUUACUCAACACCUAAAUUGGCACCGAGAAAUUGUGGUCCUCACAUCUGUUGGAACGUGUGUUUUAAGGGCUCACAAACCAUAUGAAAUGUUGAAGAAUUUAUUAAUCCAAUCUGGAAAUACCGAUAACUUACGGAGUCAUUUUGAAUCUGGGGUUUCUAAAGAACAACCUCUUGCGAAUGCUGCUCUCCUUGCUGUUCAUCCAGUCACCCGAUCAGAACCGAACAUAUUAGAAAUGGCAAUGAAAGCCUUCUUUUUGUAUGGAACUGAAGGGCGACAGUGGGGAGAUGGACGAAUUAACAGUCCUUUUGACAACACAAUGGACUUUAAUCCUAAUCUGGUAUCGACUCCAAGGCAGGAAACUAUUGGAGGCCAAGGUCAAAACAUGCAUAGUAUGUCUAAUGUUGGUGGUGGCGUCGAGUCUGGCUAUAUGAGCCCUCCCUUAGCUGGUGGUGGUGGUGGUCAACAGCAAUACGGACUCCAAUCACCAUACUCCCUAACAGGACCUUCUGGAGAACUCCUGUUUUCCCCUCGACAUGAUGCCAUUUACUUAGUUGUCGGUCGGGUAUUGUUCCACUUUUGGAAUCGAACUCUUGUAAAUUCUGGAACUGCUGAUGGAACGGGAACACCGCCAAUUAUAACCCCAAAUAUUCACAGCCAUGAAGUUACACAAGCUAUUACGUUUCUUCAAAAUAUUAUUACUUUCAUCAACAAUAAUCCUUCAUUGUACAUGAGCAGAGUCAAUUUAUCUUCAGGAAUGCAUAACAUCAACUCAGUGGAAAGUCGCCAGCUGUAUUCACAGGAAAUGGAGAAAAAUUCCAUAAUUGCACUGAGAGAGUUUUUGAGUUUGUCCUUGGAAGUUUUGAACAUGUGGAAAAUUUUAUGUGAUCAUCAAUUUCAUAUUGUACUUCAUGGAGUGGAUAAUCAGCUUCAAAAUUCAACUAUGCGUGACCUUGUCAUUACUGGGCAUGCAACUGUGUCUGUGAUUAUAAACGCACUGAUUUCUAAAUAUUUAGGGGACAAUGCUGCAGUGGAUGCCAUAAGUAUGAGACUUCGCGAAGUGUGUCCAACUCUGUUUAAAAGUGAAGAUGCGAUAGGAUCAAAAGUUGCAGAAAUUCUCGCCAAAGUCAAAAACUCGACAAAUUCUGAAGAAAGGGAAAUAUUGUUAAAGGAAUCACUCGUUUUAUCUGAAAAAAUUUGCGGGCAUGGUCGCGUUAAUAUCAGAAACCUCUGCAAACAAUAUUCAGACCUGGGAUUUCCCGUUGGAGCUGUUAGACUGUGCGUUUCAGCUGCAGCAGCUGCAGAUCCAGAAAAACUUGGUUUAGAUACCAUCAGAACAAACGCUGGGAUGGGCGAUUCGAUUGGAAUGCAAGCUUACCAGACUCGUGCUGAGAUAUAUAGGAUUGUGUUUGAUUUGCUCGAUAAUUAUGUCCAGUUGGCUUCCACUAACCAGUCGCCGUUAUUACGAAGUGUUGAAGAUAGAAUUUCUCCUCAAACUGCACAGUUAUGUGCUGAAGAAACAAUUCACGCAAUUCUUUCAUCUGAUGACGAAGUGUUUCAUAUUUCACUGUACAAUUGGCUGCUCGAGAAGAAACAAUUUGACAGAUUGUUGGAGAUCAAACAUCCUUAUUUGGAUUCAUUCCUCCAACGUGCUGCGGAUGCAGUUGUCUCUGGAAAAUGGACAGCAGGUGGAAUAUCUGCCAACGAUACUCGUGUGUUGGAUCUCUUGUGGAGACAUCAUGAAAUGAAUCAAAACCAUUCCGCUGCUGCCCAAAUUUUGUCAAAAUUAGCCGAAUCUACUACAACUGGGUUAAAUCUUCAGCAACGUUUGGAGUAUAUGUCGAGAGCGAUUAUUUGUUCGAAAAGUUGUUCUCGACGUGGUGAUUUAUUAGAAACUUUGGAAGACAAAGUAGAAGUAGCGCAAAUCCAAAAGAACAUUCUAGACGGAAUUACUUCCAAGAUUUCAAGAUUGUUAAGAGUUCCAGGAUCAGAAAAUGAUUCUGAACUCAAACUCUUACAAGAUGCAGCCACUAAGCUGAAUUCACAACUCCUCAGCAUUACUCAACUGUAUGCUGGAUUUGCGCAUCCUUUGAAAUUAAACGACGCCAAGCUCGAAAUAUUUUACGCUGCGGGUCAAGGUGAUAAGCAAACUAUUGAGGCUGUGUGGUCUGAAAUAAUUGAAGAAGAAUUGGCAACUAGUGCACAACGUUCGACUGAAUCCCAAAUGGAAAUAAUUCGUCGUAAAAUUGUUAUACUGGGGAAAAAAUAUAAAACUUCUCCCACAUUCUUUCCCAUUGACUUUUUAAUCGAGCACCUAGAAGCUAUGAAACCCCAAGAUUCAGAAAAUGUCACUUGGGUGUUCAAGACCAUGCUAGAAGUGGGAAUCAGCUUUCCAGAAGUCUUAAUAAUUUACGAAAGGUUGUGGAUCAAAUAUAUAAAUCGAUCCGGUGCAGCGGGUGGAGACUGUCACACUGCUAAGGUUAUCAUGUUUAUGAUUGAUUCCCUAGCCAAGCAGGAGUUGGAUAUCCGAACCACAUUUUUAAAUAGGCCUGAUCUCUUGGAAAAAUGUAAAGAUUUAAUAUCAGCAAUGAUCGUGGAAUUUUCUUCACGAUUCGACCCAUCCUCAGCCGAAAUGACAAGAAUGUUAAACCGCGUACGUGAACGCCUGGAUAGAGUUAUUUAAUUUAUUUAUGAAGUUAUAAGAAUAAUGAAAUGAGAUGUCAAAUAUUUAACUUUCAUUUUUUGUCUGAUUGUGGUCCGACUUAUGUACAUAUUGCUUGUGAUUAACCAUUAUAAAAGACUACCAUAAGGGAAUUUUAUUAUGUCGUUCUGAGCGAUUUUUUCUAUAUUAAUAAUACGGCAAAUAGUUGACCACACAAAAUAAAUAAGUCAAUGGGCAGUGUUAUACCCGAA